GAACUGAAAUGAGGAAAGCCUGCCUGAAAAUAUAGUAAGGAUUGUGGAAAGGGUGUAAUACCAGGAUUAAGUCUUACAAAGGAAAUGAAGUUUUGGGAAAAGGGAAUGGAGUGAAGGGAUUGUUCCCCUCCCUUUGACACUUGGGGGGCCACAUGUGAGUACUACCCCCAGUUUUGAUCUCCCCAAGUAAUUACCAUAUUUGAGCUAGUUCACAGAGGGAAUUUUGGUUCUGAAACACUUAUUUAAGGAGGCUGAGAGAGCUGGAUUUGUUCAGUCUUAGGAAGAGAAAUUAAAGGGAAGAUCUUCUUGAUAUCUUCCCACUGCCUAACUGGAUUGUGUGGAGAACACAGCCAGGCUCUUCUUGGAAAAAAACAGUGGGAGGAUGAGAGGGAACAGACACAGGCUGCAGCACAGCAAGGGAAAUUCCAACCAGAGAUUCAUAAGAACAGCUUUUCCUCUUGGAGCCAGUCAGGUAUGACUAGAAGUGUCCAGAGAGGCUGUGAAAUCUCUGUCCUUGGAGAUACCUGGAUUAGGCCCUGAGCAACCUGAUCUAAGCCGGCCCUGUUUUCUAUGGGACAUUGCACCAGGCCACCUCUAAAAGUCCCUUCCUACCUAAAAUGCUCUGGGAUGUAAAGAAACUGUGGUUUGGGUGAAGUUUGUCAUGCAGGAAUACCACAUAUAGAAAGUAAAUAACAAGUGGGACCAGAGAACAUCUCCCAAAACAUUGUCCUGCCAAAGAUCCAUGAAGAUGGGGGAACGAGACAAAUGAAGACAAAUUCCUCCAGUGGUAAAAAUCCAGAUAAUUAGCAACCAUGGUUAUUAUUUUACUGGAAAGACUUUUUUUCCCCGUCUCUUUACUGACAGAAGUCAGUUCUUUAGAUCUGCUGGCAGUCAAAUCCUUCUGUGAGAGCAGCUUAGUGCAGAACCACUGCUGUAGCUACCCACGGCGCAGACUCUUUGCUGCACUGCUGAUGUUACUGGGACAGCACAUAGAAUAGCAUGGAUAUGUGGGGUAAGUUUGGCACAGAUGUCACUGGAGCUGGAGAAUACAGGAAUUUCAGCUUGCAAGGAUAUGCAGCCUGCAGAUCAUGAUUCACUUGUAGUCCAUGGCCCAGUGCUUUGAGCAUUUUUGAGUCUCUGUGUAUUGCACUGACAUUAACUAAUAUUGGGAUGAGCUUCCCUGUUAUUUGAACAUGGUUUAGAACACAUCAGACUGUAUCGAUUGCAAGGACCAUUCAAAGCAGCUUUUCUUGACAAACACUGGGAAUCUGUGAUAAUUCCAGAUAAUUCCAGAUGCAAAACCAGUACUACACAGAGCUGGAGAAACAGUAGGCUUCUAUGGCAAAAAAUUAUUUCUUUAUUUAGAAGUGGAGAGAAGGUUACAAUGCACUGCAUACAACACCUUUUGAUCCAUGCAAAAUCAUUUGUCUUGCAAAAAGAACUUUUCAAAGGGAAAAGGGGUUAGGAAAAAAGGAAUUUCUUACCUGUAUCAGUGUAGAGCAGCCUUCACUGGAGUUCUCUUUUGCCGUUCCUCCUGAGCUGUACGUAUAAGUAAGACUGGACUUUGAUUGGGUAAAGGUUGAUUUAAAAGAUGAUUUAUUUAACUAAGUUUCACUGAAUGUGUGAUACCUUGAUAGGCUAUCUUGUCCUUGGGGGCAGAAGUGCUAAUCACAUGCAUUUCUCAUUAGCUUUGCAUUUUGUCCUACUGAUAUUAUACUCAAAAACUCACUCAAGGGGGUCAUCUGAGGCAAGCCUGACCUUUGUCUGGGCUAGAGUCUUCUCCUGCUCUGAGAAAUGUCUUAAAGUGAGCAGGUUUAGGUGGUGCUGGAUUGACCUGGGCCAGCAGCAUUUGCUUGCAGGUUAGGAAGUUACUGGUUAAAAUCUGUAUGCCCAUUGUUGGAUGGAAAAAUAAAAGGCUGUGUCAGGUUAACCUUGACCAGCAGCCAGAUGCCCACUGAGCCACUUUCCUCUACAUGGGGGCAUGGGGAGAAAACAGGAUGGAAAAACUUGAAGAAUUCAAGACAGGGACCAUGCCUGGGAGAGAUGCAUUGAAAAAAAUGGGUUUGUGAUUGAGGGGUGGGCCCUGACUGUUGAGGCCUUAACACAUGUGAAACAUGCACUGCAAUCAAGUGACCCGUAGGUACAAUCUCCCUGGGGCAGGUGGAGGGAGGUGUCUGUGAUAUCAAUAUAGUGAGGCAUGGCAAACUGGCUACACUCUAGGUGCACUGGGAGAGGCUGUGUGGGUUUCUCUGCCUUGGGAAAAGGCAAGUGCAUUUGUGGGAUUGUCUUUGCUCAGGAACCCAGGUGCACUUGGUGCAGGAGAAAGUGGGAAUCUGCUGUCUACCUCAAGGAGAUUUACCCCUGGCAGAAAAGAAUCCAUUACUUGAGUUGUGUGAUAUAGGAAGGAAUACAGCAGGAAUCAUCUGAACCAACAGAGAAUGAACCUCACCAGGAACCGUGUGAGUGCAGUGCUCACCCACCCCAAGUGGUCUUGUUGCUUAACAAUCCAAUGUGAUGCUGUCCUGAGUGAUCCCCUUGACAGAUAGGGUCAAAGCAAUUGACUGUUCUUAUGGAAAUUUGGGGGAGGGAGGGCGUGGAAUGGGGGAAUAUUAUCUGUAUAUAUGUCAAGGGACAAGGUAUAGUGGUUAUAGAGGAUGUGUAAACCUGGCUGUUGGAUGUAACGAUGGUUUAGGUACGUAGUAUAAGUUGUAAGUGUUGGUGAGAAGCAAUUUCAUGAAGGAUAAAUAGAUGGAAUGAAAAUGUUUGAGUAGGGCAUAGAAAUGAAGCAAUGUAUGUGGCACAGAGGAUACUUUGAUAUCUCAGAUCACACAUGAUAUGAAUGGUGUGGAAUGAGGAGUUGGGACUGUACUGUUCUGGCUGGGGUGGAGUUAACUCUCCCCUGGCAGCCUUCAUGCUGCUGUGCUUUGCAUCUGUGGCUGAGACUGCGUUGAUACCACACCACUUUUUUGGCUGCUCAGGAACACAGUUUUCUUCCUCUCAUGGCUUUUCUUCCCUUCACUCCUCCUGGACUACAGGGAGGGGACACAGUGGUGAUAGCUGACCUGAACUGUCCAAAGGGAUAUUCCAUGUUCCACACCAUUUGAUGUUGUGCUCAGCAUUAAAAGCUUGGUAAAAGGAGGAGGAAGGGCAGCUGUUUGUGGUUUUGGUGGUCUCCCCAAGCAGCUGUUGUGCAUGUUGAGGUGUGGCUUCCCACAAAGGUAGCUAGAGAUCUGCCUGCUGAUGGGAACCAGGGAAUGAAUUCCCAUUUUUCUUUACUUGCAUGUGCAGCUUUCCUUUCAUUUCCCUAUCAAGCUAUCCUUAUCUCAAUGCACAAGUCUAGCCUUUCUUUUAUUUCGUCCCCAUCCAGCAGGAGAGGAGUGAGAGGGAGUCAGGGUGGGUGUUUGGCUGUUGGUUGGGGUCAGCCUGUCAAAGGGCAUAUCUUAUCCAUGAUCCAUGAGCAUGUGCAGGAUAUCCUCACGGACAUGGAUUGACCUGAGCGUUUUUUCUAGUGUUUAGAGGUGGAAGCCUCUAAAUUUGAGAUACCAAGGUAAUUACUAAACUGACCGUGUGAACUUCUUGUUAAAAAAUCUAAUUCAAUUUUAAAAACCUUUAAAUCUACUUAUUUCUUUCAUUGACUUGCUGUGGAAUUGGAUUAUUAGGAGUAAUACCUGUGUUUUCCCCAGCUGUCUGCUCCGACUGUCGAAUUCCAAGGGAAGGUAACAGAAGAGAUCAUAACCCAAAUGUGCUGCAACAUGACAGUCAUUGGUGUUGUAAAAGCCUUACUGUAAUCCACUUACCCUAAGUGGAUUUGCAAGCUCUUGUGGCUUGGAGUUGCUCCUUUUGGUACAACUUCAAACCCAUGAAGUGAAGUAAGUGAGCCCCAGUGUUGUAGGAACCAGACAAGUCAAACCUGCCUGUUCCUCUGCUUGCAACCUUUCACAUGAGUCAUACUGGAUGCUGGAGACAUCAGAGUGCCUCAUCAGCCAAGAUGGGAACUCUACAAGCAUCUCAGGCCAGCACACAAGGAAACAGCACCUGAUCCAAGUUUUAUUUUUUAAUUGUAGUGCCACUGCCAUAGUCAAGUGAGGUAAUUUUGGGUCCCAACAGGAUUUUUUUCCAAGAAAAAGGUGCUACAUGAAUCUAAAAUGUUAGUGAAGCUCAGAAAUUAAAAAAAUUUCCUAUCCUUCCGUCAGUAGACUGAAAAUUAUUUGAGAAUUAAUCAGAGUAAAGCAGCUUGUAAUGUCUCCUUUUCUUCUCAAGCAUAUUCAUACAGCUACAAAAAAGAGGAUCAUAACUAAAUAAAAAAAGAGAGAGAAGAUGUCUUUUUAAUACUGUGAAAAGUGGUAAAAUCUGAAAAAAAACCCUCUUAAUUUACAAUAUUCCUAUAUUGCAGGAUUUGGCAACAGUGACUUAGUGGUGUGGUUCUAUUAGCACAGGGACUAGACUUAGAGCAUCUGCUUUCUCCAAAUUAUGUUUAUUUCCAACUGUAUCCUGGUUGUAGUGAUACACAAACCUUUGUUUCUAGUGUCAUGGUAUUAUCCCGUGGGAUAACAUUUACAAAAUAUUUUCUCUAAUUCUUUUUUGCCAAAGCUUUCCUGAUGUUUAGUUAGAAGAAAUUCUGUGAAACUUGUCUGUAUUAGCAAAAAUGGUCAGAAAUAAGCAUUUUCUAGUAGUUGUAAGUGUUCACAUUGUUUCCUCAGUGUGUUGGGUGAAUGGAGGGAAGCACCUUUGUUCUUAAUUUUGGUACUUGCUGGGAUCUCUGACUUUAGCAAAUUCACAGGUGAAGUAUAUCUUUAAUAUGAGUGUAAAUUUACAAAGUUCAGUUGACUAAAAGGUGCCUUUUGUUAUUAACACAAUAUUACAUGGUGUCUAGCCCUAAAAUUAAAUUAAUAUACUUCAUAUGUUUGGUCCUGAAAAUAAAGUUGUUCACAAAUGCUGUGUAACACUGCCAGUAUUGUUCUGUUGACAAAAGGUUUAUGUGGCUAUUUUGGUGUAAAAAUGUUCCUUCUUUGUUAUGGUGACUCACUUUCUUACCUGGGAGCAUGUACCUCCCUUAAAAAUUGAUAUGAUGAGGGUUUCUAAAUAGUGUUUGUUCACCUAUUGCUUACUCUAGACUUGCUGACCACAGGCUCACUUCUCUCCUUGCAGUGCCCUCCUUCUCUGGGAUUCAUAACAAAGCAGUCAAUGAAAAUUCAUGGUUAAAUAUUUGGAAGCAUACUUUAUUUGUUUCUGUAUUUAAGCCUUUGAAAAUCACUGCAGCCCUUUCCCUUUGCCCCUUCUUUUGCCAAUUAUGUUUUUUCCACUUUUGUUUGGCAAUUGUUUUAUAAAGCACCGUGUGACUUGGUAAUAGAAAUAUUUGGUUCACUGAAGUCCUCUGUAAUCAUGAGGCAAAGUCCAUUUGAGCUACCAAAUGAAUACUCAUGAGUCAUCCUGUAAAAAGACAAGUGUUAAUUAAUUCUCUCUCUUCUGGUGACCACAUUCUUCUGACAUGGUAAAGAUACUCAGAGAAAAAAAAAGGAGGGGAAGCAGAUGUUGCAAUCCUACUGGUUUGCAGGAUUCUAGAGGAAGGGGGGAAUACCCCACCUUUGAGCAUUUUGGGCUUGAUAUCUUCCUAAAAAGUAGGAGAGGGAAAAAAUUAAUUUGCUGUCCCUGUGUUUGCAGCAAAGAGAUUCUCUAUCCCCUGGACCUGUCAGCAAGGAGCUACAGUGGCAGUCCUCUUGCCCCAGGCUUUGGUCUUUUGUGCUUUAAAUAUUGAAUUGUCUUUCCCUAGUGCCCCUUUUACUGGAGAAUAUAAACUCUGAACAAUGCUUUCUUCUCUAGAAUGUUCUGUAUUGAUAAUGAAUUUGGGCUUUUAGGUGCAAAAUUUACUACUGAGUUAACUAUGAGCUCCUCCUUUGCAUAUCAGACUGAAAUCGGUGUUAAAAACCUGGAAAUUUCUGUUGCAGCAAAAAUUCAAAGGUCUUAAAAAGGAGGACUUAUGCAAGCUGAGUGGACUUUUUUGGUGGAUUUGUUGUAGUAAAUGGCAGUACACAGGUGGAUAUAUUCACGUGCAUGCACAGCACUCAGGCGGUGUGCAGCACUGCCUGGGUAACUGGAGCUGAUGUUGGGGUGAUUAAUGCUGCUUGUAUGGAAAUACCUUUGGAAUUCUCCUCUUACCUCCGGCCCUGGUAACUUGAGAAGACUUUUCAUUCCAGCUUAUCCUAUUGGAUAUUUUCUGGAUGUGUAUUUCUUCAGUUUUGCCUUUCAUUUGCUGUAUCGUUUGGUACUCUUCAGACAUGCAUGAUGCUGAGACAUAAAAAAUAAUGUCAUACAUUUACAAGUCUGGCUUUCCAAUCCAGCUCAUGGAUUUUUCUUAUUACUACACUAUGUAUCCUUAUAAAAUGUUUUUUUUUUUUCUUGACAUGUGACUGAGAAGUGUAAGUUAUUUGCCUUUCUGUUGCACGUACAUUUCUUGCCCUUUGGAGAUAGAUUUCUGAAUUUGACAGUAGACUGUGUUCCUUCUCUUUUAAGCUUUUGAAAUGUAUAAAUAAUAAUCACUAUGUCUAAUUUAAUAUUUUCUUCAAGGAGUAUGGCUAAAAGGUGCUUAUACAAUCACCAGAGAGAGCACAUCCUGUUCCUCCAGAAAUACAGCUCAGUGGGACACGAAGCAUCCAGGCCUAAGGCAUCGAUUUCUUCUCCUCUUCCCUUCUUCCAUUCCUCUUCCUGCUCCCUGUGUCCCAUCUCGUCCCACUCCAUCCCCCCAAGUCUGUAAUCCUUCAAGGAAAUGCCCCCAAUUUCUGCAUUAACCUGUCUUUAGUAGUCAGUGUUUAAUUUCACUUUGCUAGUAAAGACUCUAUCCUGAAAUUUCAUUACCCUAAGAUGAGGCUGAACUGAUAUUUGGAGUGCUUGGGUGCUUUAGUCUCAGCUAAUUAGGACCUAACUUCAAAUUUCUCAUUGGGUGCAUUCAUUCUUGCAGCAAGAAGGAUUUAAAUUGGACUAGCAUUCAUUUACCUUUCUAUCUGAGAUCAGUGAACAUAAUGGAAAAAAAUCUGAAUGUAGCCUUAAAGGCAAAGAGAAAUACAAACUUCCUGUAGGUUUCCAUCUUCUUGGUUGCCGUAUAUUGGCUUUUGUGUUGGGAGAACUAUUGUGUUCUGCUCUGAUGAGGCUUUUGUGAUGCUUGUAGAACUUUUAAUAGAAACGUGAGGGUGGAUAAUGCCUGGUCUUUAUUAGUUCUUGUCACUUUGUGGCUUUGAAAGGCUUGUUAUCUGUUAUCACAAAAAGGAAAUGGCUUCUGCUAUGUUUGUCACUGCAGAAAUGCAGAAUGCAGCCCUUUUCCUGGGUAACUAUUGAAAACCAUUAUUGUAAGCUUUGGGAGGGAUAUAAAUCUAGACCCUAUUUGAACCCGAGAUUAAUAAAUAAAAAAAUAGUAUAAAAUUAAAUUAUUUUAAUAUAGUGCAAAAGCCGGUAGAAUUUGUAUGAGCUUCUAUUUAUUAUUUUAAAAUUCCUUCCAAAUAAGCAACAGACUCUACCAGGAAACUAUGCCUAAGUACUAAGGACAGGAUAAAUCUUAAUAAAAUGCAUGCCUGGAACUAAGGUUUGUUUGAUUGUAAAAGUAAAACUGGUUUUAGUUACAGCAGAACUUGUGCUCCUGAUUUAACUGGAAUAUGACACAAACAUUCUAGAAAUACCCACCUACAUCUUAGCUUAGUGCCUGCCUUGAAAAUCACCCUGAUCAUCCUGACAUGACUAUAGCUGGGUCUAAAAAAUGAUCCUAAGUGAUCCUGAAAUGAAUUGGAUUGAGAGCUGCAGUGAGUGGAACAUACCCUUUCAAGAAGUAAAGACCAGAGAAAGAAAAACAAAAGGUCCCUUUAUCCAUAGAUAUUUUUGUUAUUUUAUGUUAUUUUUUCUUGUUUGGGUUUUCUUGUGGUUUUUUUGGGGUUUUUUUUUGUUUGUUUUUUGCUUUUUUUUUUUUUGCCUUGCAGGGGGCAGUUACACUGUUAUCUCUUGGUUUUCAUUUUUCUGUGCACAUGAUAGAGUCCCAGAAGAGUUCUUUAAUGAUUUCCUAAACUUAAACCACAACUUCUCACUCUGCCAGAUUUUCUCAUAAUAAUAGUUGCAUUUUAAGCUGUUGCACGACUUAACUAUUAGACAUUUUUUAAAGCUCACUGUGUCCUUUUGAAAAAGAGAAUUAUAGAAGAUGAACCCUCCUAUGAUAAAAGGAAAAAAGAACCUAGUGCACACUCAAAGUGCAUUUAUAUUAAGUAAGAUAAUUGAAAAUGAAGGCUGUUGUCAUUGUAUUAAACUCUCCUACUUUUACUUUAGUGAGUGGCAAUAAUCUGUUGUUUUAGUUUGAGGGCUGGUUCACUUGACUGUGUUACCUUGUUGUUCCACUGUAAUACUGUGAAAUUCUAUAUUUAAUUCAUUUAGCUAAUAUUGCAGUCUUGAUUUCUCAAGGUUUGCAUAGUUGUUAUUUUAUUGACAUAAUUAAUUUUGUUACAUUGAUUAAAAAAAGAGAUGCAUCUUUUCACUAAUUGGUAUCCUGUUUUAAUUCAAUAUAGAUCUCUUGGGUUUUGAUGUUAAAUUUUUAAUUUUUAAAUUUUAUUUUUCUAUCUUGAUAUAAAAAAAUAAAAUUGACAGCCCAUUUGUCAUUUCUAGAAGCCAAUGGAUAGAUAUGUAAUAAUGAAGUGGUGCUCUAGAAAAGCAAGCCCAAAUAACUAAGUCUUAAACUGAGGUAAAGCUAGAGGGUAAGAAAGUGCCUUUUGUCAUCAUUGAGUUGUUUGGAUAUUCAUUUUCCCCAUGAUGAUGCAUUUUUUAAAAAAACAAAAUAGGAUAAAAAUAUCAGGAUUUCAAUAGCUAAAUUUUAUCACUGUUUAGUUUUUGAUUUAAUAUAAACACAGACAAGAACUCAAACCAUCUACAUAUUUUUCCUCCUCUUUCAAGAGAAGAUGGGUUUCUAAAGCAGGAGAUAUGUAGGAUACAGGAGAGCAGUGGAGAGGGCACACUGAUCCUGUAAUCUAUGUUUUUUCUAGUCCUGAUUGCCUCGCAGUCCUGUAAUGAAAUUUGUUAAUGUUCUAUUGAAGCUGAUGGAUUUACCAAAUCUGGGCUGUCUGAGGAGGUCUUGCUUGCCUGAAAACAAAUGGACACAUAUUUAGAUUUAAUCAUCAAGAGAAACUUGGCUAUUUUGAUAUUUACUUUCCUUUUGUAGUUGAAAUAGGAGAUUUCCCCCCCUCUUUUAAGCCCUAAGCACAUUGUCUUCCUGUGUUACCCAGCUCCAAUGCUCUUGAGGAUGUGUGAGCAGCUCACAGUGCUGGCUUCAAGCCUCCCUAGGCUUUUCUCAGAUAUAAAGGUUGUUCACUACCCUGUUUCUGAGAGAAAAACCUCCCAGACAUGUGCAGUGCUGUUUGCUGGUGAAUGUGAAUCCAGAGGCUUCUCUGAGGAGGUUGAGUAACUGGGACUACACUGCACUGUGCUGGGUGGACUUCAAAGUCCACUGCUUGCUCUGCAGGAGGAGGAAUUGCUUUGGGAUUGGCAUGAGAUGUCAGAGAGUGGAAGGAGCAGAGAAAAGAACACCUUGCUUGGCUCUCAGAGCUGUGCACGCUUAGUGAAUGGCUGCUGCUUCUGUCUGAGGUCUCAACCUUUCGUGUCUCCUUAAGGAAGUUUGGAAGCAACUCUGGAAGCAAAUGUUUGCCUGCCCAGAGAAUUUGUAUUUUCAGUAAGCAGGUCUGGGACACUGAACUACUUUUUGUUAGCAGUAAGGAUUGCUUCAAUGACUCGCAGAGGCUGUGAGCUGGCAGCUCCCACUAUUCCCCUUCCAUGAACCACCGGGCUCUGUGCACAUCUGGAGCUGUUAAAAGCGCAGCUGAACUCGUGCUUUUUUCCUGCAGUCUGAAAUUCAAACGUCUUUUAAGAAUCUGAAAAUCACUAGGCCAUCAUGAAAGUCUAAGCCAAGCUGGCCUUAGUUAAUAAAAGCCAACAAAAUCUCCUGGUCCUGAGAAGCUGACCCAUAACUGAAAGUUUGACACCAGAGAGUGGGAUGUGGACCCUUUCAGAACACCAACAGAGAGCCGAAAGAUAAGUGAAAAAUACAUAGAAUAGUUAAAAUAACACAGAAACCAACCAGACAUCUAACUUCUUGCAAGCAUAGCCUACACAGGAAUUUCUAUGCAGUAUAGAAAAGUGCAGAUAAAUGUUUGUAGUUUUUAAUCCCAUUUGCUGUCCUCCCCUGCCAACAAGAUCAGGGCAUACCCAAAAUAACUCAUUUAACUCUCACAAGCACACAGGAUGCAAGCACACAGCUUAAAAAGGACCAGGCAAUGUGGAACAACCAGAAAUCCUUCCAUGCUAAGGUGAGAGGGGAAAAAGAAAAUCCAUCCCAAGGCAAACAAACACUUUCUGUUGAUUUUUAGUUUCCUAUCAAAUCACUGAACCUCUCAAGCCAUCUACCCAUCUGGAAAAUGGAGGCCAAGCAAACCACUCUUGUUUUCUCCUUUCCAGCAGUGUACCAAGUUCCACUUGCUGGUCUGGCACUUAAAGGUGUUUCUAAAAGACAGCUUUGUUUUUCUAGGGGAAAAAAAAAAAAUCUAUAUUUUGAAGUAAAGAAAAAAGCUCUCCUGCCUCUUAAUACUAGUCUGAAACAGGAGGAUGUUGUGGUAAGCAUUACUCUUUUUUCUUUCUGAAUUUCUCUGUUUUUUUCCUGGUGCUCACGUCAGAAAUCUCCUACUUAAAGUACAGUAAUUAUGAAUUUAUUUAAAUUACAGUAAUAAGAAUUUUCAUUUUCAUCAUUUAAAAAGAGAUGCCAGUAUCAAGUUGUUUUAUAUAUUCGUAUUGGUGGGAGCCAGAUAAUUUGAUACAGGUGCUGUCUUGAGGAGGAGAAAUAAUUACAAAGGAAUUUUGUCAGCUUUUAGCUUUUUUUUAGUCCAGUUUAGGAGUUACUUGUGGCCAGGAGGUGCUGCCUGGGUUAUGGGAAAGAAAAAAUAUCUAUUGCAAUAAGCUUAUUUUGAGGCAUGAUGUAUUUCAGUGUUUUGUUUUCUCUGUGCUCAAUUUUGCCCAGAGAGCUGGGAGGUGAAGCCUAAUCCCAAAAGAAAACAAUUUUGAGCCAAUCAUUAUUUUAGGUUAUCUUUCAAUGGAACAGCUCAAUAUUUGAUAAAAGGAAAGAACUUUCAAAUUGAAGAAAUAAGAACAAAGAGCCCUCCUAAAUAUCCCUCUCCCCUGAAGCUUUCACUUGCUUAUUUUUUUGAAGAGAGGAUGCUUUCCUCAUUUUCCAUUUCCAUUUCUAUGAAAACAGCCAGGCUUAUAGAGAAUUUUAUAGAGAAUAUUCUGUUGGCAUAAAGCCUUUGCUGCAAGAUCUAUGUUAGGAAGUAGAUUUCCUGUCCUGUCAUGUGAAGGAAAAAGUACAGUUUUCAUUGUGUUGCCUGUUCUCCUGGGUGCUGUGUGCACCUCUGAAGCACAAGACAGCCCCUUCUUUUACAGUGCAGAAACAAGUGGGGAAGAAUGGGGAGGGAGGGGGGUUGGCCCGGCACAAAGGUCAGCUCAGUUAAUGUCUACACUCUCCCACCACAGAUCACAGCAUGCUGGAAAUCAUUUAUGCAUCUGCCAUGAAAUACCUGGAAGAAAGAACCUGGAUUGGAGCUGCCUCAUCAGGCACCAACAGAAUCACAAAUGGAGGCUCGCUGGUAAAAAGGAGCCAAUAAGGACAGCGAAACAGGGUUUGGAAAGGAGAUGGAAAGCUUACACCUCUCACAAAACUUAGAGCCCGUGGCAGAAAUCACGUCCUCACUGAAAACUUCUGCAAAUGUAGGAAGUCAAGCAGUCAGACAGGGUCUGCUAUCAGUGCAGAGCCAAAAUAAAGAAUAUUUUCCUAACUGCUGCGGGCCACUUCAAUAUGGUGAGUGUCACAGGUACGGCAUUGCCAAUUCCAAAGAGAGCACAGAGGUUACCUGGAAUGGAAAAAGCUGUGAGAGUGGAUUAUGGGCUGGAAAAGAUGUGGGCUGUGGUCAUCAUAUCCUGGAUAAUUGUCUAUGUCAAAGCUGUACUUUCUGGGACCUACCUGCUUCCCCUUGCAGGGAGGUUUUCUCCUUUCUUCUACUACUCUGCACAAAGAAGGAUUUUCUGUGUUGUUUUCUCCUCUGAAAUAUCUUCUGGCUCAUUUCUAGUCCAUCCUCUGUGCUCUUCAGCUUGCUCUGAGAAAGCUGAGAACAUUCUCAGCGGGAUGAGCUCAAGGUGGGGAAUGCACAGGAAGCAGAAAUGAAGUUAGUGUCAAACUCACUCUUGUACAAACAGAAACCCAAAUAAAUUGUGAUGUUCUACCCAACUCUCUGAUAUUUUGAAAGCUUAUUUUGUCUGCAGCCUUUUAACAGUGCUGUGUCCCUCUCCCCUUUUCCAAGUAUUGAUGUACAUUUGCCUUUUGUGAAAGGAUUUCCCUCUCAGGCCUUAAAAUGUGGUACCAAAUGACAAGGGGAAGAUGGUUACACCAGUAGCUGUUUCUGUGGUGACUAAGGCUUGUCUGAUGAGCACUGCUGAUCUCUGCCAUGUUUUUCAUAGUUGGACACGUGUGUAAUGUUUUUGAGUGUCAAAGCAGACACAUAGACCAAGUGAAAAUUUAUCUCCUUGUCACUGCAGGGGAUCUGAUGUUUAUUAGUUCUGAAGGGCUGUAAUGGCUGCUUCUGUGGGAGCCUUUCAAUCACAGGCAGCCUGAUUUUUCUGAUUUUUGGAUUCCUGUUGAAAUAAACGUGUAAGUCACAUCUGACAGAACCAGCUGCUUGAAGGGUGCCCACAGCAAGCAGUAGAGAUGUCCUGCUGGCUGGGGGAAAGGGAUGUGCAGGGGCUCAGGGAGCAUUGUAUGAUGCUAUGUUUUGGGCUCCUGUGAGCCAGUUUGGACUGCAGAUAUUUUUAGCACCUUUCUUCAGCAGACAGUGGGCUGUACAACUGCACAUCAAUGCUGUGCUUCUCCCUAGCUUGGUGUAGCUAUGUUUCCACCUCCUGGCAACUACGAGGAAUAGCUGUGGAGAGACUAAGGAGAAUUUUUUGUUGUUGUUUUUGGAAGGCACUAGAAGAUGAAGAAGGAAUUUUAAAGAGGCAGUUCUCUUGAGCUCAGGGGGAUUUUUAACUCCUUGGCAUUCAGUCUUCUAUGCUGUGUAUAAGCAUAGAAGCUGCUUCCAAAUAUCCUGCUUUGCAACAACUGGGAAUUUGAGUCCUUGAGCUGAAGGGUGCUUGCAGAAGGUCUGUGAGUAAUAAGACACCAGAGAGACAUUUUACAUUGAGGGAGGGAGCAUCAGUGUAUAUCCAUGGUAACUGGAGACAUGAACACACCUACUGAAAUCCCAGCUCCAAAUACCUGUGUGUUCUGUCUGUUGGGAACAUCAGUUGUUAUAGAGGCACAUUCUGUUUUGGAAGACACAUAAACAAGACUAGGAAUUCUGUGAUGUGACUAGCCUUGAGUAACAAGAAAUUGCUAAUUUUUGGUCAAAAAUUAGUGUUUUAGGUAGCUCAAAGAAUCAAAGGAGUUGGCAAAAGCAGGUUUAAUAUUAAAGUGAAAGCGUGCAAAAAGGCAUUGGCAAGGUUCACUCUAUUGCUUACUACAUGGUUAAAGCACAGAGAAAAAUAAUGCUGAAAUGUAAAAUCAAUCAAUCUAAAACUAAAGUUAUUCACAAAUUAGCUACACUGAUGCUAGGCAAGGAAAAGGAGAAAAAUAAUAUAGAAAGGAAUAAGGAAGGCCCUCCCAGUGUUCAGAGAGGUCUACAUUGUCAAACUUGCACCCCAACUUGGCCAAUGGCUUAGGCCUAAACUCCGGCUGUUAUUUGGGCAAGAAAAAUAAGAUUUCAAAGCUGUUUGUAAAAAACCAAAAGCUUGCUAGACAGCACUAGCUCCUGGAACAGACAGAGUUUCUGAUAAGCUCAGGAGAAGCUCAGCCCAGAUGUAGCUCAUCAAGGCUAAGGCUUAAUAAGCAUUUUUAAAUCACAUCAGCUCGAGGAGCGUUGGGGAGGCAUUCUGUGAGUGUCAUUCAGUAGUAAGAAAACACUAAUUUUCCCGAAUAAAAAUCUCUUGCACAAGUCAGUAUGACCUCUCCUUGUCCUUAACAAUGGUAGAGCUAGAGCUGGGUUUUCUUUCAGGACCUGCUCAGAAAUCUACAGUGCCUGUUUCUUGUCCCAUGCCAGGGCAAUGCCACCUCCCUGUUUCACAGGAAAAAAUGACAGUUCUUUAUCUCAGAACUGCCCUGUGUAAACAAGCAAAAGACAACUUUGAGUACAUUGUGCAAUACAUGUUUCUAGAGCCUAUAAAGAAAUAGAGACUGUUAGUCCAAAGCUUCCAGAUAAAAUGUUGUUUUCAGUGAAAAUGGAUUUUCAAACUAACUGUCCAGGUAUGCAUUCAGCCAGGAUCCCUCACCCCAUAUAUUCCUUAUGCCCUUGUUGACUACAUUAAAACUACUUUGGAGGAGUUUUGCAGCACACAUGCACAACCCUGAUGGAGUAGAGGUGCUGGACUCACUGAACCUGGACUUUGAGUGAGAUUGUUUUCUUCAUUGUUCAGUUGCAGGUAACCCCCAUGUACAGUGCCAUCAGUUUUCCACAGGUCUUCUUUUACAUGAGGAAUUAUCUUCUUUGGGGAAGAUCAUCCUCUUCAAAGAGGUUUGUUGGAAGCCUGUAUAGUUCAAAGUUGCCUCUAGUUUAUCCCUUUGGAUGCAUUUUUAAAAUAAUUUUUUUUCCAGAGACUCUCAUUACAAAAGCCAUAAACUAGCUCUGAUAACAAACAAUGUGGAAGCAAUGUGCAAAACUCAGGUUUCUAGCAGAGGAGACUUUGAAAAAAGCCAAAUAAGUUUUCCUGCUGUAUCAGAUGGCUGUGACUGCAGCAGCUCCAAGUGUGUGCAUAAAGUUGUAACUCUAUAUAAUGAUUUUAAAAAAUAUUCAUGUAUGUAGCAAUACACAUAGAUGUGGCCACAGCACAGACACUUUUAGCAGAUUAAGACAUGUCUUUUCAUGUAUUUUAAGUGAGCCCUUAGCUGUGCACAGACACAGCCACAGGCUGUAGCUAUGUACAUAGCCUGAAGGCAGGGGUGACAAAAAACGCUGUGGUCUGUGGCAGGAAUGCAUUCAGCAAAGUGAAUGAGGUGGAGAGCAGGAGGCUUCCUGAGUCUGACACUUCUGCAUUCUGUGUGCUAGCUGACAUUUUUGUGUUUGUUUUUUGCAUCUUACUUCCCAUUCUCUCGUUUGUGUCAUAGUGCUGUGCCUCAACUUUUCACACAGCGCCUUUGGACAUGAAUCAGGAGACAAUGAUGUGCAUGUUCUCCCAGCCUGGAGAAGCUCUGCCACCCUGUCCUCAGGAGCUUCCACUCUGGGCUGUACUUUAAGCCAUUCUGGGAAGAUAAGAAAAUGAAGAUCUUUUAUCAGCAAUACCCACAGUCCCAUGACAGCAUUAACAUCUGUGGAAGAUUACCUGAAUUUAUACUGUAUUUUCACCUGCAGACCACUGGACAACAAAAUAUGGAGGAAGUUUGCUUAGCAGAAACCUGAAUAAGGACAUGUUGUAGGACUCCUCCCAGCUGCUCCACUCUCCUGCAUCAUCCUGCCUCAAACAGAGCUUAAAAUCUGCCAGAAGUGCUGGUAACCAGAAAAGAAAUGAGGAUCUUCACAGCUGUCCAUGGAAUGGGGAAGCUGUAGAUUUCAGAGAAAAUUAUGUUCCCUGAAGUGUGAAGGAGAAGGAGCAGUGAAGAGCUGAAGGAGAGAGGUUGGAUAAGUCCCUGCUUGGCACUGCCCAGACCACAGUUAGUGAUGCUACAGGGUUGAUUCCUUCUGCUGAAGAUGGCUCAGAAAUGGGCAGUUCUGGCUGUGCUCCUUUUCUUGCUAAUCAAUCUGGUUGAAGCUCACAAGAGGGUGAGUGUAGAGGCUGGCCAUGAAGCUGUGCUGAGUUGCCCCAACAUCUCCAAGGUGCCUUUGCUGUUGGUGACAUGGAAGAGGAAUUGCAGAAGUUGCUAUUGCUUGUCCUAUAGAAGGGAUCAGAAUGAGACAAGAAGGCUGAACUGCAGUGAGAGGAUCACGUGGAAAUAUUCACCUGUCAGUGACCCUGCACUUCGUAUUUACCCUGUGAACCUUGGGGAUGAGGGAAUUUACACCUGUGAAUUUGCCAACAGUGAAGGGAAUUUUCAUUUUCUCUUUUCUCUGAUUGUAAUAGUCCCUCCUACAGUGACUCUGACCCAUGACGAGAGCAGGGUGGCUGCCUGCCAGGCUUCUGCAGGAAAGCCAGCUGCUGACAUCUCCUGGAUCCCUGCAAGCAAUCACAGCUCUGAGGAAGAAUUCCAUCACCCCAAUGGAACAGUGACCAGAGUGAGCUACUUUGGCUGGACCAACAUCUCAUUUCCUUCUGUCACCUGCCUGGUCACCCAUGCAGCCAUGAACCAGACUCUGGUCAUUGGCCUGAACUACACCUCUGUCCUUCAAACCAGAACAACCUCCCACAGGCUUCUCUACAUCCUGACAGGAGCAGCUGCAGGUGUUGUUGCUGUCACUGGUGUGACUGUAUGCUUGAUUUUCAGGCACAGAGCUUGCUGCUUACGUAAACGAGCACAGGCCCCAGCAGAACACUUUACAACCAGAGGAUGGGGGUUCCCACCUUCAUGUGGGAGAAGAGCAUGUGACUUUCCAGAGGACAUCUAUGUGAAUUACAACCCAAGAUCUAUUUAUGUAUUCUUAGAAGAGCAUAGGCACAAGUAGCCAGCUCAGCUGCUAAUAAUACUCAGCUACUCAAACUGGUACUUAACUCUUAAUCCUCAGACCUUACCCAAAAGACCAAAACCUUUGUCCUUCCUGACCUGACGAUGGUGAGGCAGAAAGGCCCAUUUUAGUAAGUUUUUUUGUCUUUCUCUAGAUAUCAAUACAGCUCUACAGAAAAUUGGGACUUUCAAAGACUGAAUUAGGGAAAUACCUUAAUUUUGUUUGAAAAUGGACUCUGAUGUAUGUACCACCCUUCCUCAAAACAAUAAUGAACAUAUUUCUGUGCCAGAGUAAAAUAUACUCUGGUGAAAAUAUAGCACUUUUCUUUCCAUUUUGACAACUGGAUUCUCUUUAAAGUUCUGUGUUGGAAACCAGAAAAUGACACAGGUCAAAAGUACAGAAGGUCUAAGCAAUACAUCUAACAGAAAUGCAGAAAGAAGGCAGUCUUAUGGUUUUUUGGUUAUUUUGUUUUAUUUUCUGGUUGCACAUGACAUAUGAUAAUCUAGUAUUUGAUAUCUUUGUUUAUUUUUGAAUUUUUAACAUGUUUAUUUUUCAAUUAAUGUGCUUGCAUUGAUAACUGGUGGAAAAUAAAACCAAUUUGACAUUAUACUGGAUAUAGAAAUAAGAAACAGCAAUGGAAAUUUUUGGUCACUCUUUAAUGUAAAUGUGCAAAUAUGCAAACACUUACCUGAAGGAUUUCUGUGGUUAUUUGGGCAAAUGUUUGUUGAACAGUUCCUGAGAAGCUGAGAUCAUAUCAUGGUUUUACUGAGAACAGAAGUAUUAAGUUGUCUAAAGUGCAGGUGGUAUGCUUGUUUAAAACAAAAGAAAAAAAUACAGCCCUAACCACAUCAUUUAUUUCUUCUCAUUUUCAUGUGUCCAAGAUAAAAAACUCUCCACAGACUGGUUGUUAAUUUCAGUUUUCAUUGGUCAGGUCUGUCAGAGCUUCCAAACACUAAUGCAGCAGUAACUAAGCUGAAAUGUGUGUUUUGAAGAGCCUUUGCCUGCUUGUUUCUGCAAGAUCAUCUCUGCUCCAUAAGCAUUCUUAGGCAUGAGCAUCUCCCAGUGCCAUUUAAUUGCAUUUUAUCACUUCUAAAUAGACAUGGAUGUCUGCUGACAUCACUCCAGCCUUUCAGAAAGGCAUGAAGAGUGACUCUGCCUUAGGGAAAAGGGCCUACAGAGGCCAAGCUGGUUUCCAGGUUUGUGGACAAGCAAAGCCUUUCCUGUGGUGUUGAAUGUCAGUGCUGGGUUGCUCUCCCUCUGGUCUGCAGCAUCAUCAUGUCUUCUGUGGGGAGGGAGAGGCACUUUUCAUGUGUGAAACCUCUGGGAGAAAUAAGUGACAGUUUGGAAGUAGAGCAAAUAGGUUUGAAAUGACUCUAGAUAGGAAAAGUGUUUUGCAGCUCUAGUGAAAUCCACAGCAGUGCCUUAGUCCAAGGUGCAGUCGAGGCAUCAUUUGCGACUUCUGAAAUAGUGGGAAGAUCUCUUGUUGCUUAAGGAACUGCCCAGUCAGGUCUAAACCUGGGUUCCUGGGCUGGUGUUUCUCAGUGGGGCACGUGAGCAUGGAUUGUUUUUGUGGCAAGUGCAGCAAUCUGUGCCUUUUUCAGAAGCAGGAUCAUUGAAGCCAGACCGAAGGAUGACAGGGCUGUAAAAAUUAAGAGAUUUAGGCUGUGGAGCAGCCUGCUUCUGGGAAUCACAGUGCAGGUGUGCUGUGAUCAUUGGGCUGUAAUGUAAGACCUUUUCUUAAUUCCUUUGCCCUAAGUGAUGUUGAAGGGUAAGAUCUAAUGGAGACAGAAAAGAUUAGAAUGUAGACAGGGAGAUGAUGGUGUAUGGGGAGAAAGCUCUCUGAAACUGUGAUAAUUUGUCCUGGCUGAAAGGAUAUGGUUUUCACACUCAUAUCUUUAUUUUCACCUUUAAUUUGUAUUUGGUGGAAUUGGCCCAGUCACCUGCAAUGUGUCAGCACUUCCAUGAAGGUAAAAUUCUGAGCAGGCUUAGUGCUGAAAUGAGGUGCUCUGGUAAUGACACGGGCUAUCCUGGAAUAAAAUUGGCCCUUAGGCUUGUUGUGUAUGAUUAAUAAAAAUUAUCAGACCAAAGAGAAUAAUGUGGCUAUUGAGGUGGUUGUAAAAAAGGCUGGGACAACAAUAAAGCUUUCACAGGUACUUUCAGUGUUGGCUACGACUGGUAAAGGGCAGGGUUUUGUCAUAUGUGAAGCUCCUGGUGUGGGCUUUGGUGGCUUCCUCUCUGCCUGCCAUGACCAGAGCGAUGUGUGCCACGCUUCUUGGGCUGAUGAGCUGAUCUAAUGAGUAUUAGAGAAUGAGAAAUAAAUCACUUAAAUAUUUUCUGUCAUGCUGCUUUUGUAUGGAAUAGGCAGCUUGGUGUAACCCAGAGAACAACACAAAAUGUGUUUGGUAUAACUAUUUGGUCUUAAAAAUAAGCAUCUCGAAAUGUUUUUAUAUUUAUCAUGUUUUUUUUCCCCCCUGUUAAUUAUGAGUACAUUCUUGGUGACUCUAGUCUUUUUAUUUGCACUGAAAGAAAAUUUAAUCAAGGCAGAUAUUUUAGACUGCCAAAAUGUGUAGGAAAAUGCUGACUGUUUGUUGAAUAAUCAUUGUGAGAGAGCUAC
This is a messenger RNA of Taeniopygia guttata (zebra finch), 19296 nucleotides long. Lineage: Eukaryota; Metazoa; Chordata; Aves; Passeriformes; Estrildidae. The record is from RefSeq and is a predicted model, not a curated record.